UCGUGCAGACGAAACAAACCUUAUUCAAACGCAAAAUGAUCGCUAAAGCCGCAGUAAUCCUGUCCGUGGUAGCACUAGCAAGUGCUGGUGUAGUCCAACUAGCAGGCCACGGAUACGGCGGUGAGGAGUACGGCCACGAAGCGAUCGCGUACGCCCCAGUAGCCGUUGCGCCAGUCGCGCAUUACGCCGCACACGAAGACACGCAUGUCGAUUACCAUGCUCAUCCCAAAUAUGACUACUCCUACUCAGUGUCAGACCCUCAUACCGGCGACCAUAAGACCCAGCAUGAGGCCCGCGAUGGUGAUGUCGUAAAGGGAGAGUACUCUUUGCUCCAGCCCGACGGCUCGUUCAGAAAAGUUACAUACACUGCUGACGACCACAAUGGUUUCAACGCAGUAGUACACAACACCGCACCCGCUCAUCACGAGUACCACCACUAGCGAUCAACGGCAAAUAGCCCCUUCUAAUGUGAUAUUUAACACUUAAACCUAAUUUAGAUAGUUUUUAGUCGACAGAAAAUUAUUGAUAUAAAACUGCGGCGAAAAUA
This is a messenger RNA of Bombyx mandarina (wild silkworm), 547 nucleotides long. RefSeq names its product cuticular protein RR-2 motif 91 (gene CPR91). NCBI's taxonomy places the organism in Eukaryota, Metazoa, Arthropoda, Insecta, Lepidoptera, Bombycidae. The record is from RefSeq and is a predicted model, not a curated record. Gene Ontology annotation, cellular component: extracellular matrix.